CAACUGCGCAAGUGUCAAAUAUGUUUAAGUUUACAGUAGCGAUCCCUAGAUAACGAUAGCAUUUUAUCGAUCUUUAAAAAAUAACUGUCUACGGGCCUGAAGAAUGCACAAAAUGACAAUUACAAUAAUAAACACCGAAGCAGGUUAAAAAAUUGAAAGAUUGUUAGGUUAUUCCUCGGAUCCGUGGCGCUGUCUGCUACAGAAACGUGACAAGUGACAUUCGUUUCGAUUCCAUAACAUGGCGUUUACUUUGUGGUCAAUGUUCGAAGCAACGUUGCUUGUUUUGAACGCCGUUUGCGUUUUAAACGAAGACAGGUUUCUCGCCAAAGUUGGUUGGGCAUCUUGGCAAAAUGUUCAAGGCUUUGGAGAACCUCCAACGAUGAAAUCACAAAUGUUGAACCUAGUCAGGUCUAUACGAACAGUCGCACGAGUGCCGCUGAUAUUCCUGAAUAUAUUAGUGAUUAUUAUGAAACUGGUGCUUGGGUGAUAUACAUUGUGAAUAAAAGGACAAUAAUCCGUGUAAAGUCAAAACUCUCGGUAUUGUACAUAAACACAAUUAUUAAAUUCCAUUAUUUUUAUCUUUACAAUGAAAUGAUGUUUUUCAUAUUCAUUAUGCAUAUGUUAUGCAUAUGUUAAGAAUGCAUACAAUCGGCAGUCUACUAAUCACAGUCUAUAAUGGCUUCCUAAAUAUUUAUUAAACUCUUGCCAUACCAUUUCAUUUGGGACUACCCAAAAAGAAUUGAAACUCAUAUCCAUUCUCAUUUCGUAAAUCAUUUAAUUAACGUUUGACUUUCGAACAUAGAGAAAUUUGUAACCAUUUACAUCACAAAUUAGUCGAUAGUCGGUCAGUAAUUUUCGUUCGGCAUUAUGAAAGACGCAGGUGAUUCGAAACUCGUCUUGCUCUUUACGUGUUUACGAACGAUCCAAUGCCGUGCAUGGGAAGUAAACGAUUUUCCCGUAACUUUCUCCCCUUCCUAACUUUCUCAGGGUAGAAGCAUCCUCGCGUAAUCAAUGAACGUACCGUAGUAGUACGUCCGUAUUUUGCAUAAAAUUUUCAGAAGGUUCAUUAAAAAAAGAAAAGAAUUCACGGACAUGCACUUUUCGUAGGUUUCCUCCCUUAAGUAAAUAAAUAAAUAAAUUUCAAGCAGUCCAAAACAAAAGAU
Molecule: messenger RNA, 1163 nt
Organism: Hylaeus volcanicus
Lineage: Eukaryota; Metazoa; Arthropoda; Insecta; Hymenoptera; Colletidae
Product: immediate early response 3-interacting protein 1
Exons: 3
Coding region: 239-487 (82 amino acids)
Biological process (GO): endoplasmic reticulum to Golgi vesicle-mediated transport
Cellular component (GO): Golgi membrane; COPII-coated ER to Golgi transport vesicle; endoplasmic reticulum membrane
Source: RefSeq, a predicted model, not a curated record